Molecule: messenger RNA, 648 nt
Organism: Cryptococcus amylolentus CBS 6039
Lineage: Eukaryota; Fungi; Basidiomycota; Tremellomycetes; Tremellales; Cryptococcaceae
Exons: 3
Coding region: 84-560 (158 amino acids)
Source: RefSeq, a predicted model, not a curated record
CUCUUCUCCAUCUCUUUCCUCAUCCCUCCCACUUCUCCCAUCCCCUUCUCUCAUACAUAUCUUCCAACCCCACCCCUCCCGCAAUGUCCUCCUCCUCCUGGUCCCUCCCCUCGAAAACCCCCGGCCGUCAAGUAUACCCAGACUACUGCACCACCCAAGCCCAACUAUCCAACCAAGUCGGCUCUACAAGCGAUCCCGGCCGGAUGGGUAUAUACGUCUGUCUGCUUGACGACCGACCACACCUCUACCCCUCCCUAGCAGCUUUGCACAAACACCGCCACGUCUCCCACUCUAUCCCUCCCCCAGCUGGCGAUGCCGUCGAUACCGCCGCUGGCGCAGCUAGCGCCGCCGGUGGGGAUAUCACCAUGUCCGAAGACCCGCCCACGCACACCGCUGCGGACCAAGACAGGGAAAGCGCUAUACGCGUACUGCCAGAGAACGUCAAAGCCCUCCUCUCCGGGCUCCAAGACCAAAAAGACCACCAAAAAGAAGAAUGGUUCCACUGGCGAUACACAGACGAACAAGAAGCCCGACGCAAGUCGUUCUUACCUCUCGCCUAGAUACCUCUUUGCGCUACUCUCUGCUCCAUGAGGAUUCAAGGCAGCUCUGUACUCGUACUGUACAAUAUUGGAUUCGGAGUUGUAAAAC